This is a messenger RNA of Podarcis raffonei (Aeolian wall lizard), 1440 nucleotides long. RefSeq lists its product as uncharacterized. The record is from RefSeq and is a predicted model, not a curated record. NCBI's taxonomy places the organism in Eukaryota, Metazoa, Chordata, Lepidosauria, Squamata, Lacertidae. The coding region runs from base 58 to 1263 and encodes 401 amino acids. The transcript is spliced from 10 exons. Gene Ontology annotation, molecular function: 8-oxo-dGDP phosphatase activity.
UUCUGGACUCUGGAGGAAUCUGUCAAGCCCUGGCUAGGAUGAAGAAAACUUGGGAGUAUGCUUUUGAAUUCUGCACAGCAACAGGAAAAGGGACACGGGGAGCUUCACAACGAGGCGACCCCUCCCUCCCCUCCAGACCCAUUUAUUCCGGGAAGCCCGCCGGCGCCCGGGCCGAAGGCGAAGCGAGAGCCGCCCGGCGCCGGCGAAGGCCUUCGGCCCUGCGAGGAGAGAGCGCGGCCUGGCCCGGGGCGGGGCGGCGCUUGGGGAGCCAUGGCGGCCGCCGGCUGGUCGGCGCGGGUCACGGCGCUGCUGCGGAGGAUGAACUCUUUCCACGGAGCAGGCUCCAUAGCAAGCUCGCUGCUUUUCCAAUUGCCCACAGCCCUUUGCAGUUCUUCGAAGGCUUUGUGCCUGCCAUUUAUGGUUGCUGGACAGCAGGUGGGCCACGUGCUGCCCUCUGUAGCCAAAUAUCUCUGUCAGUAUCCAGCUGUUUUCUUGGUGUCUUGGGGUGAUGGUGUGCCUGCUUGCGUGGAACUUAACAAGAAGCUGGCAUCCUCUGAGCAAAGAACAGAUGCUGUGGAAGGAGUACUCAGGGAAAUGAGAGCACAGCAAGACUUCCCUUGCCUGAAGGAGUGGAGAGAGGAGCUCUACAGUGUGAUGCCCUAUUUUUGUGACACGCCUCUCUUCAGCAUGGAGCGCUCUGCAACUCCAUUGUUUGGAGUGAAGCGCUAUGGCACCCACCUGAACGGCUACACUUGGCGCAAUGGGCAGAUGUUCAUGUGGUUGGCCAGGAGGGCGCUGAGCAAACUGACUUAUCCUGGCUUGCUGGAUAACAUGGCUGCUGGGGGCAUUGCAUCAGGGUUGGGUGUCAGAGAGACGCUGGUGAAGGAAAGCCAGGAAGAAGCUUGCAUCCCCGCUUCUCUCACUGCACUUGCCAAAGCUGCCGGAACUAUCAGCUACACCUAUGAGGGUGCACAGGGAGGCAUCUAUGCUGAAUGCCAGUUUGUAUUUGACCUGAAGUUGCCUGAAGGUUUUGUGCCCCAGGUGGGAGACGGAGAGGUCCAGCAGUUCUACCUCUGGCCACUUGAGAAGGUGAAAGAGGCCAUUGGAUCUCCAGAUUUCAAGCCCAACUGUGCAAUGGUGGCUCUGGAUUUCCUUAUCAGACAUGGCUACAUCCAACCUGAUGGAGGUAGGCUGCAGGAGAAAGGUGGCUUGUCUGAACCUCAUUAUGUAGAGCUUGUGGAAGGGCUACACCGAACACUCUAGAAGGAAAAGGCUGUCCUUGUGGUUGAUACAGAGGUCUUCUCUGUUGGUUGGUUUUUGCUGGACCAGUAAUCAUGGCAUGGACUUCAGUUGGAUUCAACAAUGGCUGCCCCAGCAGAGUAAUGUGCAGAGCUUGUACCUCAACAGGUUACUAUGGUAUAGUAAAUUAAUGUAUUUCUA